Molecule: messenger RNA, 4568 nt
Organism: Diachasmimorpha longicaudata
Lineage: Eukaryota; Metazoa; Arthropoda; Insecta; Hymenoptera; Braconidae
Exons: 7
Coding region: 536-4435 (1299 amino acids)
Biological process (GO): regulation of Arp2/3 complex-mediated actin nucleation; cell migration
Cellular component (GO): lamellipodium; plasma membrane
Molecular function (GO): protein binding
Source: RefSeq, a predicted model, not a curated record
UGGUUUUUCAGACGGCAACAAUGAUGGCGGACUGUGGGAAAGAAGCACGGGUAGUGGUAAAGUGGUAUUGAAGUAGUAAAUGAGUAGUAUUCAUUUCGCAUAGUCCUCGUACGGGUGUUUUCAAUUAAUUUCGCCAUUAAAAUUCCCAACGUGUGUCUCCCUACCCAUCCCCCUCCUCCACCCUCUGUCAUAAAAAUGACUCGAUAACGUGCGUGACUCCGAAUUACCGUGCAACCGUCUACAACAAUAAUAAAAUAAAAUAAAAUAAAUAAUAACAAGAGUAAUGGAAAUAGGGAAGUAAUAGGGUAGUGGAUAGACAACUGGCGAGACGAGGAACAGUGAGAUUGAUUGAAUAAUGGUCACGUCUCGAUAAUCACUGGUUUUCAUCAUCAAGAGUAAAAUUUAAUGAGGGGUGCAGAGGGUGGGGAUAUCAGGUUUGUUCACGAGGGGAGGCUGACACUGGUUACGACAGUGAAAUAAUCAGGGUUAAAGGGGGGUACGUAAGUUAAAAAAAAAAAGGAGCAAUAGGUUCACGAUGAGCGAGUGUGUUAACCCUGUAGACGAUCACUCGUCGACACUGACAACUACUACAACAAAUACGUCAGUGACAAAUUCAGAUACGGACAGAACAAAGUCAGCUAAGACGUCCUUGGGUAAUUGUUGUAAUGAUAAUAAUGAUUUAUUGAUGAAUAAAUCACCGAGAAGUGCCAGACACAAGUAUGUGACAAUCGAUGGUAAAAGAAUACGGAGUGCAUUGGCUGGAAGGGUCAGGAAGGAGGGUAGAAGAGUCUGUUUUCCGGACAACGACAAGGAUCUCGUCACUGGUUAUCUCGAGCCAGCCAAUCCUUGGGAGCAUGCUGAGGAUGUUACCCGGGAGAUAUUGCUAUCAUCAUACAAAGAAUCAUGUGAGCGUCAUUGCGCGGAACCUCUUAAAAAAGUCUUAGAUCAGCUCGAGGAGUUAGAUAUUUGUAACGGUCGGUGUGAUGACUUCAGCCUGAAGGACGAACUACUUGAGAAAAAACACUGCGAGCCACUCGAGGAGCUCUUCAAGAGGAUACAAUUUCGGAAAAUUGAUCUUGAACAUUCUGAUCUCACUGAUGAAAGCGCCGAGACAUUGUUCGAUAUGAUCGAGUAUUACGAAUCAGCAAAACACGUCAACAUCUCGAGCAAUGGUAAUAUAGGUACACGUGGAUGGCAGGCGUGUGGACAAAUGAUUAAAAAAACCCUGUGCCUAGAGCAGUUGGAUGCUAAGAGCAUUGUACUGACACAACAGCACAUGAAUAUUCUCAGGCGACCAUUGCAAUCAGUCUCUCACUUGCAAAUACUGAAAGUCGAGAAUUGUGGCCUUGCUGGCCGGGCUUUUGUUGUACUAGUUGCUGCCCUGAAAAUUAAUACAGGACUGAAGGAAUUGUACUUGGCCGAUAAUAAUCUUACGCAGAGCGAUGCUUUCCAAAUAGGCUCACUGCUCAAGGUCAAUAACUGCCUACAGCUGCUGGACAUCAGUAAUAAUAAUAUUACGGAUGAAGGCGUUCAUAAUAUUUUGGAUGGACUCAUUGCACAAUCGAAUGAUACUGCUACCACUAGAGGGCUUAAGAUACUUAUCCUGUGGAACAAUCAUCUGUCGAAAAUUUGCUCUGAUUACUUCGCUGCAACUAUUGCACAAUCGAAAAGCCUCGAGACACUCAAUAUUGGGCACAAUGGACUGAGUGACGAUUUUCUGGAUAUCUGCAAGGAAGCAUUGAAGCAUAACACAGUAUUACUUCAACUUGGGGUCCAGGCAACUGGGCUGGUUAACAAGGGGAUUAUGGCGCUGGCUGAGGUUGUCAGUAAGAAUGAGAGCCUCCAGAGGAUAGACCUCAGGGACAAUCACAUUCAGCUCACAGGCUUGACAUUCCUGUGCUUAGCGAUGAAGCGAAAUGUUACCAUUACGCAAAUUGAUCUGGAUGAGAAGACCUGGAGCAAAGCGCCAUCGAUGAUGGAAACCUACCUGGCCAUAGUUUCUGAAAUCCGGAGUUACUGCGCUCGUAACGACGAGCCCCGGUCGACAGACUCAAGUACAGAAGAAUCAGGUAGUCCCCAACACCGUAGUCGUCUGUCAAGCGUUAACUCACGUAAAAUAUCGCUGACAUGUCAGACACUGCCACGUUCAUCCACUGUAAUACCUGGUACUGGUGAUACAAACAUAAGAACAACAAUGCUCGAGCCAAAACGUACAACUGGUGGUCGUCUACGGUCCCCAGCACCAUCACCAAUACCAUCACCAGUUGCAAGCCCAAUACCAAGUCCCUCGCGAAGUCGUUUCGUAGUGUCACGUGUUUCCGAGGCAUCACUAAGCUCCACUAAUUCCUCAGCCUCAUCAUCACCGAUAACACCCCCAUCCUUAGCCUCAUCACCCACGUGUUUCUUUCCGACAACGAGUAGUGGCACCUCGUCGCGAUUUCGCGUUACAAUCGUUGAAUCAAAUGUACCACCGAGUCAGGGAGUUAAAAAUGUCGUGUCAGGUACAACAAAUGUAACAAUAGGAUUUAAUUAUCGAGUAGAUGUGGCCGAUAGAGUUGAUUCCGAUGACUCUGACAGUGUUUUCAAAUCGGAGGAGGAGGACUCGAGACGUGGAAGUGAAUCAAGCGUCGAGGCUGACUCUGAAGACAGAAUAACAACCCCGGAUUCUGGCACUGUCUUCGACGUUGACACCACCAUCACAACCUCCACUCGUCUCCCCAGCGUCUCGACAAAUCCCUCAACCUACGAAACACCAAAUGCCGAUGAUCUCGUGUCCAAUCAUAAUUUACCAAUCAUUGCCACGCCGGAUAAUGGCCAGGAGUUGAGUGUAAAUAAAACAUUAACCGAAGCAUUAGAGCCUCUGUCACACGUCAGAGCACCUGAUGAACCAAAGAUAACUGAUGUACCUAAACAAUCGAGCUUGGAGCGACUUCUCGGCCUCUUCCAGAACCCUGGAACCCUCUUCACAGGGGCGUUUGCCGACAAAGCUGAAGUGCCAAUGAAGAAUUCACUCCAGGGAAGUGUCAACAGCAUGAUGGCCCUGGGGGACAAGUUUCAUCAGUACCUGAAGGAUAGCACUCGUCAGCCUCUCCAGAGGUCCAUUUCUGAUGCCGCCAAAUCAGCAACACCGAAGACCGAUCCUGUCAAGUCCCUCAGUAUCGAUCAACUGCUGAGCGUUGAGUCGAUGAAUCAUUCUGUCAAGCAGGAGGAGUCUCUCGACGAAACUCAGGAUGUUGCGAGGAGGCUGUCAGGGGUACAGGAGGAUGACACUGAGCUCGAUAAUUCUAGAGUAGAUGCCCCUCCGGGGGAUGAUGCACAAACUUUUGGUGAUCAUACGAUCGAUUUAGGUGAUUGUGGGGGGAAUACUAGUGUACCUGCUGUGUACAAAUCGGAAUACUCGAUUAUGAUUGACGAUUGCGAUGGUGUGACUGAGGAUAAUGCGAGUGAUGGGCUCCAAACAAUAUGUGAUAAUGGUACGGAUGACAGUAUUAACAGUUGUAUAUUAAGAGACACUACCGUAUUUCCAAUCGUUGAAGGGAGCGAAACAGUUGCGGAUGAUGUACAUUAUUUAGGGGGUGAGGACGAUGAAUGCAAAGACAGUAGUGAUUAUGAGGUAAUUGAGGUGGGGGUGGUUGAUAAUUUACCGAUUAACGAUUGUUUUAAUGAUAAUUGUAAUGAUAAUGGCGAUGAAAAGUCGGUGGAGGAGAUCGUCGAGGAUAUAUUGGCGUCCAUUAUCGAUGAGGUACUCCUGGUGGUGAACGACAGCCGGUUUUUAGGGGAUUUUCACGCCGAUUCGACUGCUCCCACCGAUUGCCACGAUCGCAGUCGAAAUCCGGAGGUUUUGAGUACAAAUAUUGAGGAUAGGGGUUGUGAGGGGAAUAUUUUAUUGAAAGUAGCUAGUGUGCCGAUUCUUGCCAACGAUUUAAUCAACGACGAGAGCCAAAAUUUCGCAUCAAGAUCGACUUUCGUGGAGGAAUCGGAUAAUCCUCAGACAUCCAGGUCGCCUACCAAUUUGUUCAUCGACAAAUCGAGAAAUGUUCAUAGGAACAGCCAGGACUCGGGAAUUGAGGAGGUCAUUGUCUCCAUAUCGGAUGACAAUUUGGACAUAGCACCGCAGAUAAGGGAUAAUUUUCAGGAGAGUCUUGACUCGGGUAUUGAUUCCGAAUGCUCGUCGGUUUGCACGAGAGUCGAUAAUGUACAGGUGGUCAAGGAUUCUGAGGAAAAAUUUUACAACAUUCCAGAGAUCAAUGAUCAAGCCCAGAGCAUCGGUCAAAGUAUUACUAUGAAAACCAGCGUUUUUGUUAAUAAUGGUGAGCAACACGAGGAUAUUGCACAGACUGAUACGCAGAUGAUUGGUGACACUGAUGUGACGAUCAUUGGAGCUAAAUUAAGCAAUGAGGAACAGUUGGUCAGCAGUUGCACGAGUGUCGAGUGAGGAAGAGGAAGAGGAAGUCGCGGUGAUGGAUAACGAGGAGCGAGGGGAAACAACAAAGCCCAAGGAAAUACAACUGUGUAGGGGAUAUGAAUACCAAGUAACCGAGGAUUUGGAGGAGUUAGCGAGAGAACUC